Molecule: messenger RNA, 2128 nt
Organism: Rubroshorea leprosula
Lineage: Eukaryota; Viridiplantae; Streptophyta; Magnoliopsida; Malvales; Dipterocarpaceae
Source: the annotation of a GenBank genome assembly
CCGGCAGUGUCCCCGUAAAACAACUAGGCAUCCAAACCAACGUCCAAAACCGACCAUUUCAAACACACAGAUUCGCUCUAAAUUCCUCUGAAUUCAGAAAUCGACACUUCUACUGUUUCCUCCACAUAUACUUAUAAUACAACCCACAAGGGGAGGUUAAGAUCAGUGCAGAGAAGAUAUUGGGGGGCAUUUAAUGCAUCAGAAGAAAUCUGCAGAACAAGUGAUCAAGAUCGGAGGGGAAAGCAGCACAAGGGAUUGCUUCUUUUCCGAUUUACGUCCAAACCCACCUCCUCUUUUUCCUCUACACCAAAUCCAUACCCUAGGAGGAAAGGGAAACUUCUCUCAAUCAUCAACCCCACAAGGGUUUGCUUUCUCCCUUCCCAACAAACCCCAUCUCACCAUCCAAAUUCCACCCAACCCACCAUCGAUUCCAACCCACAGUCAUCAUGAAACCUUCUCCGAUUCCUCGGCACAUGCCCUUCUCUCCACACCCCACAAGAGGUCUGUGAUGACCCAAACCCUGGCUAAGUCCCCAACUCUUUCUUCUUUUAAGAACCAUGGCCACCAUCGCCAUAAAGAUUCUUCCUUUUCGCAACCCUUUUCUUGUUCCGGGUAUUUUGCUAUUCCAUUUGAUGCACAACGAGUUGCUGGCACUCUGAUUCGUCAUUUGAGCGGUGCCCGUUUGAUUUGUUUCCAACUGCGCUUUCUUUUUCUGUUCUCACUGGCUUCGAUUUACUUUCUUGUGUCCAAUCCUGGUCGCUUCUUUGUCCUUAAUUUCCUUUUCUUACUCGCUUUCUCUCUUACCCUUUUAAUUUCUCUGAAUCUUGGGCUCCCUCGCCUUCCCUCGAUUCGGUUACUGCUUGCUCGUUCAUUGCCGAGUAAAUUCAGCUCGUUUGGUGGUUCAUCCUCAAAAUCUUCAAGACCUGUGGUUUGGUCAAUUGGGGCGAAGCCAAAAUCGGAAAGGAAGGUGAAUUCGGGAUAUUGGGUGCAGGUCUACAGCAAUGGGGAUGUAUAUGAGGGGGAGUUUCAUAAAGGGAAAUUUUCGGGGAGUGGGGUUUACUACUACCAUAUGAAGGGGAGGUAUGAGGGGGAUUGGGUUGAUGGGAAAUAUGAUGGUCAUGGUGUAGAAACAUGGGCUAGAGGGAGCCGAUAUCGUGGCCAGUAUAGGCAGGGUUUGAGGCACGGAAUUGGAGUGUAUAGGUUUUACACUGGUGAUGUUUAUGCUGGGGAGUGGUCUAAUGGGCAGUGUCAUGGGUGUGGAGUGCAUACUUGUGAGGAUGGUAGUAGGUAUGUAGGGGAGUUCAAGUGGGGUGUUAAGCAUGGCCUUGGUCAUUACCAUUUCAGAAAUGGAGACACAUAUGCUGGGGAAUACUUUGCAGAUAAGAUGCAUGGCUAUGGUGGUUAUCAAUUUGGUAAUGGGCACCAGUAUGAGGGAGCUUGGCAUGAGGGAAGAAGGCAGGGGCUUGGUAUGUACACUAGAAAUGGCGAGACACAAUGUGGUCACUGGCAAAAUGGGAGUCUUGAUCUUCCUAGCUCACAAAAUACACAUCUUGGAUCUGUAUAUCCUGUCAGCCACUCCAAAAUCCUUGAUGCUGUCCAGGAAGCCCGGCGAGCUGCUGAGAAAGCUUAUGAAGUGGCAAAGAUUGAUGAGAGGGUGAACAGAGUUGUAGCUGCGGCAAACAAAGCAGCCAAUGCUGCCAGAGUUGCAGCUGUGAAGGCUGUCCAAAAACAGAUGCAUCAUAACAAUAGUGAUAACCUGUCAGCUGAGAUUGUCUGAUCCUAGAAGGCGACCCGGCUUCAAAUGCUGAGACAAUGCAAUGUUCUCCUUUUCACUUUCUUUAACCAAUCCUUUAAUUUUCCUAAGUAUUAUGAUACACGGAGGACCUGCUUGGAAUCACAUUCGGUCAUUGAAGAAGACAACUGAUUGUGGAGCAAGCCGUGGUCCCUUUCUCCAUUUUUGUCUUUCGGCUCAAGUAUUAUGUACAUAGCUUGAUAUUUAGAAGUUAUGGAAGGAUGGCACCUUGGUGCCAGAGUUUAAGCCUUGAACUCUCUCUUGACUUCGUCCUUACUUUGUAAGGUCAGAGAUUAAUUGUAUUCGGCUAAUUUAGAAGUCUACAAUUUUUUUCCC